AUGGGUAGAGGAAGAGGAAAGGGUAAAAAGCUAAGUGUUAGUAAUGAGGAGGAAGGUAUUAUAAGUGGUGAAGAAGAGAAGGUUUGUAGGCAAAAAAGAAGAGGAAGGCCACAAAAGGUGCUGAAGGAUGAGUUUGAUGAAGAAGUGAUUGAGGAAAUAGAAGAGGAUGGUAGUGGUGACAGCAAAGAGAUGAAAAAUGGCAAUAGCAGAAAAGAAGGAAGAAAAAGAAAAGGAAAUAUAGAGGAGAAAAUAGAAGCAGUUGAGGAGAAGAAUGGGGUUAGAAACGGAUCAAACAUUGAUGGCUUCACAAAGUGUAAUGGAUUUAGACAAAAUGGAAGCAGGCGUAAAAGCAAACCUCGUCGAGCUGCGGAAGCUGGUGUUGUGUGUAAGCAAGACUAUGCUUGA
Sphenostylis stenocarpa is the source of this 405-nucleotide messenger RNA. The record is from the annotation of a GenBank genome assembly. Lineage: Eukaryota; Viridiplantae; Streptophyta; Magnoliopsida; Fabales; Fabaceae.